AUGACGUCCGACACCCAGCCUUACAGCGUGCGCAAUCGCCGGCCUUCAGCCACAGAGAACCUUAUUGAUGCCGCUAAGAACAUUGAAUCAAAGGUUGAGCAUUCUCUUCUUCUUUUAUGGGAUGACCUCCCUGCCUGGCGUCGCGACAAUGGCUUCAUCCUCUCUGGAUACCGCCAAUCUCAAAACUCCUACGCGCAUUCUUUCCGCUCCCUCUUCUACCUUCACAAUGAGUCUGUCAACAUCUGGUCUCAUCUUCUCGGUGCCAUAGUCUUUCUUGGUAGCGCAGCCUAUGUUGACCAAGUUGUUCGGCCUCGAUAUGCGAGUGCAAGUAGCGCUGAUGUCCUCGUCUUUGCGUGCUUCUUUGGAGGCGCUGUGGUGUGUCUUGGGAUGAGUGCAACCUUCCACACAUUGUCGAACCAUAGCGAUACUGUUGCGAAGUGGGGAAACAAGCUGGAUUACACAGGUAUCGUGGCCUUGAUUGUUGGAAGUUAUGUCCCAGCUCUGUAUUACGGCUUCUUCUGCCUGCCUAACCUCAUGACUGCAUAUCUCUGGGUCGCGUCGUCCCUGUCAUCCAUGGAGCUUUCAUCUAUGGCUUCCAAGGCCUUGAAGAUCGGAUGA
Messenger RNA from Fusarium pseudograminearum CS3096, 618 nucleotides. RefSeq lists its product as uncharacterized. Gene Ontology annotation, molecular function: signaling receptor activity. The record is from RefSeq and is a predicted model, not a curated record. Lineage: Eukaryota; Fungi; Ascomycota; Sordariomycetes; Hypocreales; Nectriaceae. Gene Ontology annotation, cellular component: membrane. The transcript is spliced from 2 exons. The coding region runs from base 1 to 618 and encodes 205 amino acids.